CACUCCAAAGUCACACAGCUCACAAACUGGUGGAUUCGUGGCGUCACCUGCUAAACCAUCUGCUAUUCUGCUCGACGGCUCAGCUCUAGCCUCCACUCCAGGCACCGGAGUCCGAGAGCCCGCCUACAGUGAUGGCGCCCAAGCACCUCAACCUCUUCGCCGCGGCGCUGCUCCUCCUCCUCCUCCCCUCCGGCUCCAGCGCCACCGCCGUCGAGUACUGCAAAAAGGGGUGGGACUACCCAGUGAAGGUGAGCAGCGUGGAGGUCGUCCCCGAUCCCGUCGUCAGGGGACAGCCGGCCACCUUCAAGAUUUCCGCCUCCACAGAUAAAAACAUCACUAAAGGGAAACUAACGAUAGAUGUUGCAUACUUCAUCUUCCACGUCCACUCGGAAACUCAUAACCUCUGUGAUGAGACUUCUUGCCCAGUAACAGGUGAAUUUGUGCUAGCUAGCCAACAGACAUUACCAUCGUUCACCCCGCCAGGUUCCUACACCCUCACGAUGAAGUUGCUGGGGGACAGCAACGAGGAACUGACCUGCAUCUCUUUCGGGUUCAGCAUCGGGUUUGUUGCGCCGAAUCCCGUCAUCUGAACCCAGUAUCGAAUGUCAUGGAUGUACUUUACAUGAACCUUGUAGUGCAACAUUCUCCAGUAAGACUCGGAACUCCCAGGCUGGGCGCCUGGAAUUGGUUAAUUCGGUCUUCUCAGCCUUACCAAUGUUCAUCAUGUGCACGCUCAAGAUUCCUAAAACCAUCAUUAAGGAAAUUGAUAUUUUCAGAAAGCACUGCCUGUGGAGAGGAAAUGACAUCAACUCCAAGAGGCCACCUUUGAUUGCUUGGAAUUCGGUCACUCAAAGGAAAGUGAAUGGUGGCCUGGGUGUUCUUCGAUUAGAAACACAGAACGAGGCUCUUCUAAUUAAAUUUUUGCAUAAAUUUUUCAACCACAGCGACUUACCUUGGGUCCAUCUGAUCUGGAACAAUUACUAUCUUACUCGAGGUCUCCCUGGUAAUAGAAGCGUUGGAUCUUUCUGGUGGAAGAGCAUUGUAAAGCUUCUGCCAAACUUCAAAGGACUGGCUACCCCCGUCAUUGGCAAUGGCAGAUUAAUUUCAUUCUGGGAUGAUCAGUGGAGUCAGGGCAUCCCGAGGCAUAUUUUCCCAGAGCUCUUCUCCUUUGCCAAGAACUCAAAAAUGACCAUCAAAGAGGUCAAGGAUCAAGAGCAGUUCCAUGAUCUUUUUCAUUUACCUGUCUCUGAUCAAGCGUUUGAUCAAUUUCUGGUACUCAAGGGGUCUUGGGAGCAAAUUAUUCUUAAUAAUGUUCAUGACCGCUGGAAGUAUAUUUGGGGAUCGGACAAAUUCUCGUCCCAAAAAGCUUACAGAUCUUUCAUGGGCCAGAUGCAGACUCAUCCUAUCUACAAACUAGUUUGGAAAAGUAAGUGUCAGCCUAAGCAUAGAGUCUUCUAUUGGCUGUGGCUUAAGAACAGGCUAAACACCAGAAAUAUGCUGAGAAGGAGAAACAUGGAGCUAGAUUCCUAUUCUUGCGAAAACUGUCUUUGGCAAAGAGAGGAGACCCUUUAUCAUCUUUUCCUCAGAUGCAACUUCGCGAAAGCCUGCUGGAACUCAAUUGGCAUUACCCCACCCAGAAUUUCCAACCCUGAAGAGGCAUCUGUAAACCUCAAACACCAGCUCAACGUUCCCUUCUCUAUGGAGAUCACUAUUCUUAUGACUUGGAGCAUCUGGAAAAGCCGAAACGAGUGGCUGUUUUCAAACAGAGAUCCCUCCGUGCUCCGCUGCACUCAGGAAUUUAGUAGAGAAUUGCGACUAAUCAUUCACAGAGCACGGGGAGAAUUCGACACCUCAAUCCCGAACUGGCUAAAUUUGUGGCAAAUAUAGAAAUAGCUCUUCUUUUUUCUUUCUUUCUCUCUUCUUUUUAUUGAUUGUAAAAGGAACAGGGCCUAACCUUUAAUAUUCGCUUUCUAAUAAAAUGCGCAGUAGGGGUUUCCCCCUCCUGAUCCUUCAAAAAAAAAGUAAGACUCGGAACGUGUGACCAACUGCUGUCUUGCAUUCGGAGUUGGGCGCCUGACCUAACGAUCUUAACUGCAUACA
This is a messenger RNA of Zea mays, 2100 nucleotides long. Its product is annotated as ML domain protein. Gene Ontology annotation, molecular function: sterol binding. NCBI's taxonomy places the organism in Eukaryota, Viridiplantae, Streptophyta, Magnoliopsida, Poales, Poaceae. The record is from RefSeq and is a predicted model, not a curated record. The transcript is spliced from 4 exons. Gene Ontology annotation, biological process: intracellular sterol transport. The coding region runs from base 715 to 1887 and encodes 390 amino acids.